GAUAAAAACGGCACAGUAUUAUAUUUUUAUGGUUUGUGGAUUAAGCUUAUGUUUUCAAGAAGCACUUGAACGCAGCACAGUCAUCUUUACAGUAGCGGACCGUCCAAACGAGCUUUUAAAAUGUUUAAAAAAUUAACACAACGUCGCUUUAUGUCAAAGAUGUAAAGUAAAUGAGAUGUAUCGGAUAAGUACGGGUGAUGUGUUGCGAAACGUGGGCAGGAGGACCGGGCCAAUCGGUGCCGGAUGCGGCUUCUCCUCCCACCACGUCGAGCCGGGGUCGCAGUAUGGCCGCCUCUUGUCACGUGCAGGAUUAAAGCGCUCCGCAGCAGAGAACAUGUCGGCCGCGCUGCUGCUGAGGACGUGGCUGAGCAGAGUGCCACGGAGCGCGGCUCGUUACCACACCGAGAGAGGAGUGUACGGAUACCGACCCAAGCAGCCGCGGCUCGGCAGGGAGCAGCGCGCGCAGCUCGACCUGAUCGCUGCUCUCAAUCGAGAUCAUGGACUCGCUCGUCUGGUGGAGGCGUACAGGACACACGGACACAGAGCUGCUAAAAUCAACCCCUUACUGCCCCAGCAGCCUGCUGGUGACGGAGUCCCGGAGAUCGACCUGCUGGCCGGCAGCGUGGGGGGGACCCUGAACACAACAGGUCUGAGACACUUUGGGAAGCCGCAUGCCUCGGUGGAAGAAGUUCAGGCCUACCUGGAGGAAACCUACUGCGGGCACCUGUCGGUGGAGACGGGCCAGCUCAGCAGUCUGGAGGAGAGGCAGUGGUUCGCCGAUCGCUUCGAGGAGCUCAAGAGAACAGACUUUUCCCCAGAGGAGAGGAAGCACCUGGCUAAGCUCAUGCUGGAGUCUCAGGAAUUUGACCACUUUCUGGCCACAAAGUUUGCUACUGUGAAGCGUUACGGAGGAGAAGGAGCAGAGAGCAUGAUGGGAUUUUUCUACGAGCUCUUCCACCAGUCGGCCCACAGCGGAGUCACCGACAUCGUCAUCGGGAUGCCUCACAGGGGGCGACUCAACCUCCUGACCGGCCUGCUGAAGUUUCCUCCAGAGCUUAUGUUCCGUAAAAUGCGAGGCCUCAGCGAGUUCCCCGACAUCUCGCCAGCCAUCGGGGACGUUCUGUCCCACCUCACCUCCUCGGUGGACUUGGAUUUGGGAGCAGCUAGUCCUCUUCAAGUCAGCUUGCUGCCCAACCCGUCCCACCUGGAGGCCAUCAACCCCGUGGCUCAGGGGAAAACUCGGGCCAGACAGCAGCUCAGGAAAGAAGGAGACUAUUCACCGGAGGAGAACGCCCAGCCUGGGGACCAGGUCGUCUGUCUGCAGAUCCACGGUGAUGGCUCCUUCACCGGUCAAGGAAUUGUUCCUGAAACUUUGACCCUUUCAAACCUUCCCCACUACAGAGUCGGUGGGAGCAUCCACCUCAUUGUGAACAACCAAGUGGGUUACACCACUCCGUCGGACAGAGGAAGGUCCUCUUUGUACUGCAGUGAUGUUGGUAAAAUGGUGAACUGUGCCGUGAUCCACGUGAACGGUGAUGCUGCUGAGGAGGUGCUGCGAGCCGCUCGGCUGGCUGUGGACUAUCAGCAGCAUUUCAGGAAAGAUAUCGUCGUGGAUCUGAUCUGCUACCGUCAGUGGGGCCACAAUGAGCUGGACGAGCCCUUCUUCACUAACCCAGCCAUGUACAAGAUCAUCAGAUCCCGUAAGAGCGUUCCUGACUCCUACUCUGACCAGCUGAUCUCAGAGGGUCUGAUGACAGGAGAGGAGAGAGCAGAGAUCAAGUCUCAGUUCUACGGCAUGCUCAACGACAAGCUGUCCAACAUGACUCUGUACACCCCUCCACCCACCAACCUGCAGGGCCGCUGGGGGGAUCUAGCAGAGCCCCAGGCCAAAGUCACCACCUGGGACACGGGGGUGCCCGUACCGCUGCUGCAGUUUGUCGGAGCCAAGUCUGUGGACAUCUCCGAAGAAGUUCAGCUACACAGCCACCUCCUAAAAACUCAUGUUCAGGCUCGACUGCAGAAGUUAGAGGAGGGAACCAAACUAGACUGGUCGACAGCGGAGGCUCUGGCUUUCGGCUCGCUCCUCUGCCAAGGUUUCAACAUUAGAAUAAGUGGGCAGGAUGUUGGGAGAGGCACGUUCAGUCAGCGACAUGCCAUGGUUGUGUGUCAGGACACAAACGACACGUACGUCCCUCUGAACCACAUCAGCCCCCAGCAGAAGGGCUUCCUGGAGGUGUGCAACAGCCCUCUGUCCGAAGAGGCGGUGCUUGGAUUCGAAUACGGCAUGAGCAUCUCCCAGCCGAUGCUUCUGCCCAUCUGGGAGGCUCAGUUUGGAGAUUUCUUCAACGGCGCACAGAUCAUCUUCGACACGUUCAUCUCAGGAGGUGAAGCCAAGUGGCUGCUUCAGUGCGGGAUGGUGAUCCUGCUGCCUCAUGGUUACGACGGAGCCGGACCCGAACACUCGUCGUGCCGCAUGGAGCGCUUCCUGCAGAUGUGCGACAGUAAAGAGGAGGGCGUGGAUGGUGACAACGUGAACAUGGCGGUGGUGAACCCCACCACCCCCGCCCAGUACUUCCACCUGCUGAGGAGGCAGAUGAUCCGAAACUUCCGCAAACCUCUCAUCGUGGUCGGACCCAAGACGCUGCUGAGGUUCUCUGGGGCAGUGUCCAGUUUAACUGAACUGGGACCAAGAACAAGCUUCAGGCCGGUGUUGGGGGAUACUUCCGUCUCUGCAGAAAGAGUCCAGAAGGUGGUGCUGUGCUCGGGGAAGCAUUACUACGCCCUGCUGAAGCAGAGGGAGGCUUCAGCAGCCAACCAGAACACAGCGCUGAUCCGUGUGGAGGAGCUGUGCCCGUUUCCUGUGGAGGCUCUGCAGCAGGAGCUCAAGAAGUACCCGGAUGCCAAAGCUGCUUGGAGGGAGGACGAGAGUCCCCAGAGAACCAGUCCAAUGAUCUCCUGCUGA
Nematolebias whitei (Rio pearlfish) is the source of this 2962-nucleotide messenger RNA. RefSeq names its product dehydrogenase E1 and transketolase domain containing 1 (gene dhtkd1). The coding region runs from base 176 to 2962 and encodes 928 amino acids. Lineage: Eukaryota; Metazoa; Chordata; Actinopteri; Cyprinodontiformes; Rivulidae. The record is from RefSeq and is a predicted model, not a curated record. Gene Ontology annotation, molecular function: thiamine pyrophosphate binding; oxoglutarate dehydrogenase (succinyl-transferring) activity. The transcript is spliced from 16 exons. Gene Ontology annotation, biological process: tricarboxylic acid cycle.